This is a messenger RNA of Notodromas monacha, 270 nucleotides long. The record is from the annotation of a GenBank genome assembly. NCBI's taxonomy places the organism in Eukaryota, Metazoa, Arthropoda, Ostracoda, Podocopida, Cyprididae.
GAUGGAGGAACUGAGUCAGUUUCGGAAAUGUCGACAGUGGCCCGAGGAACUCGAGCGGUUUUCAACUGGGACCAACAAAACACAGUCGUUUACGUUGGAGGAUUUCCUCCCGAUGCCAAAAUUCAAUCGGCUGUUCUUUACGGAUCAUUUGACGGAGGCGAAAUCGAAGACGUGACUUUGAACGACAUCCCGAUCGGUUUGUGGAAUUUCAAAGAAGCGACUGCUUUGACUGACGGAGCUGUUGAAAGGUGCGGUGAAAAAUCGUCAGAA